CUGACAACAGACAGACAGACCUCGGCGUGGCCAUCCCUCCUCCUCUUUCUCUUUCCCCUUCCCCAAACCUGCUGCGGUCUCUGCUCCGAUCUCCCCCGAAUCCAAAUCCAAAUCCAAUCCGCCGCGGAAGAAGCGAGGAUGAUCUACCGCAACUGGUCCCUGCUCUCCUCCACGGUCGUCAUCUGGGGCAGCGUCGGCGCCGCCGGCCUCGCCGGGAUCUUCCUCUUCGGCGGCAAGGAGAAAUUCCAGGGCUAUCUUUCUCGCGAAGGCGAGAGGCUGAGGCAGCAGGACAGAGCCAUGAUGGGCAAGAACUAGUGCAGACCACGGCUCACUUUCGACGUGUCAACAUGUGAACUAGACAUGGAACGAAGUAUCUCUAUGAUAUAGAACAUACAAAUUAUCUCUGCCUUCCAAUGCCACCUUUUGCUUCUGCCCCCCAUGAAUAAUACUGACGCGGAUGUUCAUUCUGUUCCCCCAUGAAUGUUCUCGACGCCAUGUUUGCUCUGUUCCCUUUGGUAGCCUGCUGUUUGUCGACUUUGUUCUGGCGCUCUGAAUAAGUUUUGAUACUGAUA
Triticum aestivum (bread wheat) is the source of this 572-nucleotide messenger RNA. RefSeq names its product succinate dehydrogenase subunit 8A, mitochondrial. The coding region runs from base 139 to 315 and encodes 58 amino acids. The transcript has 2 exons. The record is from RefSeq and is a predicted model, not a curated record. Lineage: Eukaryota; Viridiplantae; Streptophyta; Magnoliopsida; Poales; Poaceae.